AUGAGAGUCACACAAAGUCAUCCCCUCCGAGACACCAUAUCGGAACAAGUGGAAUCCUACAUCCUUGCACAAUGGGACUUUACGACCGAGGAGGCGAAGCAGGUAUUCCUGACGGCAGAUAUUAGUGGCCUGGCCUGUCAAUGCUUCCCAUAUGCGCUAGACGAGAGGAUACACAUGGCGGCGGUCCUGUUCUCGGUUGUCUUCCUAAUCGAUGCAAAUCUCGGUGAAAUGGAUAUUGAUGACGGCGAGGACUACCUAGAUCACCUGCAAGAUACCGCAAAGGGAUACUGGGAUUGCGAUCGUUCAAGACCUGAUGCAUGGAUGCUUUGCGAUCUCUUUGGGGAAAUGCAGAGUCAUGACUAUCUACUCGUCGGCGAUAUCAUGAGCGCUACAAUAACACAGUUGAGGACACGCAACUGCCAACGCAGAUUGAGAGCCAGAGGCUCACAAGACUGGCUUUCUUUCCGGAACCAACUUCUCGGAGACGAAGUCAUUGGGAUUCUCUUGAAGUUCGUCAUGGGCCUCAGCUUCGACGAUGAUCUGAACGUACUUGGUGUCACAUCUCCAUCAUCUAGCAAGAAUCCGGAAGAGAGCAGAGGGAGAAAAGUGCGGCGGAGAGGAGAAAGUGAGACCUGGCAUGUCGAUGUUGCUCUAGGUCAACGGAUCUGCACAGCAUGA
Messenger RNA from Ramularia collo-cygni, 678 nucleotides. RefSeq lists its product as uncharacterized. The record is from RefSeq and is a predicted model, not a curated record. Lineage: Eukaryota; Fungi; Ascomycota; Dothideomycetes; Mycosphaerellales; Mycosphaerellaceae. The coding region runs from base 1 to 678 and encodes 225 amino acids. The transcript has 3 exons.